CCCACCCUGAGCCCGGAAGGUGGACAGAGCUUCAGCCAGAGCUCAGAGCUGGUGGCCCAGGAGGAACUUCAUGAUGGGGAGAAGCCCCACAAGUGUUUGGAGUGUGGGAAGAGCUUCAGACAGAGCAGCACCCUGAUCAGCCACCAGAUGAUCCACACUGGGGAAUGGCCCUACGAGUGUGGGGAGUGUGGGAAGGGCUUCAGCUGCAGCUCCGCCCUCGUAAUCCACCAACGCAUCCACACUGGGGAGAGGCCCUACGAGUGUCUCGAGUGUGGGAAGAGGUUUCAGAGCAGCUCCAGUCUCCUCCAGCACCAGCAGAUUCACACGGAUGAGAGGCCCUUCCGCUGCCCUGACUGCGGGGUGGGCUUCAAGCGCAACUCAACCCUCAUCACCCACCAGCGCAUCCACACUGGGGAGAGGCCCUACGAGUGUCCCCAGUGUCAGAAGAGGUUUCACACCAGCUCCGAUCUCAUCCAGCAUCAACGGAUUCACACUAAUGAGAGGCCCUUCCGCUGUCCUGACUGUGGGAAGGGCUUCAAGUGCAACUCCCACCUCAUCAGGCACCAGCGCAUCCACACCGGGGAGAGGCCCUACGAGUGUGGGGAAUGUGGGAUGAGCUUUAGCCAGAGCUCCAACCUGAUCUCCCACCAGAAGAUCCACACCAGGGAACGGCCCUAUGAGUGUGGGGAAUGUGGGAAGAGCUUCAGGCAGAAGUCUCUCUUGAUCUGCCACCAGAGGAUCCACACUGGGGAAAGGCCAUACAAGUGUGGGGAAUGUGGGAAGGGCUUCAGACAGAGGUCCCACCUGAUCAUCCACCAAAUGAUCCACACUGGGGAGAGGCCCUACAAGUGCCCUGAGUGUCAGAAGAAGUUUCACACUAGCUCUCAUCUCCUUGAGCACCAGCGGAUUCACAUGGAUGAGAGGCCCUUCCUCUGCCCCGACUGCGGAAAGGGCUUCAAGCACAACUCCACCCUCGUCACCCACCUGUGCAUCCACCUGGGGGAGGGCCUACGGCAGUGUCCCCAGUGUGGGAAGAGCUUCACCAGCAGCUCUCACUUGACCAGACACCAACGGAGGCACCAGUAA
This is a messenger RNA of Camarhynchus parvulus, 1086 nucleotides long. RefSeq names its product zinc finger protein 2-like. Gene Ontology annotation, biological process: regulation of transcription by RNA polymerase II. Gene Ontology annotation, molecular function: RNA polymerase II cis-regulatory region sequence-specific DNA binding; DNA-binding transcription factor activity, RNA polymerase II-specific. NCBI's taxonomy places the organism in Eukaryota, Metazoa, Chordata, Aves, Passeriformes, Thraupidae. The record is from RefSeq and is a predicted model, not a curated record.